GAAAAAGAAGGUACAUGGUAAUAGAUAAAAAGGUGACAAACUGUCAUGAAUAAACCCUUGGCAUGUAACAUCCACUCACAUGCAAUAUUGGUAACCCCACAAGACUACUUUAUGAGAGGAACUAAAAUUGUGGAGACAGAAGCCUCUCAAAUCAACUCUUUGUUCUCUCUCAACUUAUUCAAACAUGUCUCGUCUUUAAUAUCUCCCCAAGCCCUUGCUAUUUUCCUUAGUCUCCUUGCCAUUUUAUGCCUUCAUCUCACACGUUUUUGAUCCUCUCAAGUCUCAAAUUUUUCGAAAACUAUUUCAUUUGAUUUCCUUGUAUUAGCUUAUAGAGCAAUUCAGCUUUCUCAUCAUCCCCAUAAGCCCCUUUAUCAUAGGCCUCUUCACCUGCUUCUUCAACUAAAACUCCUCUCCUUUUUUUUUUUUUUUUUUUUCCACCUUAACACUUGAAUCUGCAUAAAACCUGUCUCAUAUUAUACUCCUAUGGAAAGCCAAACAGAUUACGCCGAAAACCUUCGCGUCGCCUCGUUUUCCGCUUACCUCAACUCCACAGAUGACGACAGCUUUCUGCUCAAGCUCACUGGAGCAAUUCCCGAUCCCAUUUCGCCCGAAGUGACUCCACGCCUCAAAAGCACUUUCGUUAGAAGCAAGACUACUGAAGAGGGUGAAAUAGGCGUGUUUGGUGCUGAAAAAUACUUCAACAUGAAAAUGGAUUAUUACCAGACUCCAAAAGCACUGAUCGAUCACAACAGCCAAACAAUGAUCGAACAGGAAAAGCCAAAGUUGAGGGCUGGAACUCCCAGUGUUACUUCUGAUGCCAGCUCCAAUAGCCAAAUAGCAUUAUUGCCAACUUUUUCGGAAAACCGGCCUCGGAUUAAGCCCAGAACGGGGUUUGGAAAGAGCUGUUUCACUGGAUUUGGCUGCAAUGUGCCCUGUUUGGUUAAGAAGUCUGUUCGUAUCAAUGAGCCUGUCGAAUAUGGUAUGGUUCAAAGGAGAGAUGUGGGAAAAGACUCCUUUCGUUUCGCAAAUCCGGUUGUGAGCGAGGUGGGAAAAGACUCCCGUCGUUUCGCGAAUCCAGUUGUGCUUGAUGGAACAAUGGAUACCUCCCAAUCAAGAUUGCUUCAGGUUCCUGAUUCUGUCAUAGAAAAUUUCACAGUUGGAAAGCACUUAGAAGAAGCGCGAAAGUCGAUCGAGGUGUUUGGCUCUCAACAAGUAACCAACAAAAAGUGCGAUAUCGCGAUGAAUCUGGAGAGGAAACUGGCAAUGCUAACUUGGGAUGCGAUUCCGAAAUCCAAAAACAUAGCAUCUACAUUGCGAAGUGCGACGGGACCGAUCGACGAUAUCCAGAGCGAUGCCAGUUCUGAUCUUUUCGAGAUUGAGACCGGACACCCGUUGCUAACAAUGCAACUGCGAGCAAGUCAUGAUCAGAUUUCCACGUACGAGCCGAGCGAGGCAAGCAUCGAGUGGAGCGUAGUAACAGCAAGCGCAGCGGAUUACGACGAGAACAUGAGCAUUGGAGGAGAAAUGAGAGCGGCGAAAACGAAAAAUGUAGUUAUAAAGGAGGGGGGAAAAAAAAGUGCGGAGCGGAGCCAGAUUGUUGGGUUUCAAGAGUCAGAAAGUGCUUAGCAUCGAUGAAACUGCAGUCAGGGCUAACGAGAUAAAUGCGAAAUCCAUGGCAGUAGGGAAGCCACAGGGCUACAGUGAGAGGAAAGAAUUCGACUUCGCAACGGGCCGACGGUGUUUGUCCUCUAGAACAAGCUCCCCAUAGCGUCAACAAUGUCUGUUUUUUUCCAAGCAACAUGGGCAGGUGCAAUGGAGGAAAUUUGCUGUGUGAACAUUGUCAAAUCUUGUGCUCCUUAUUUGUUUGUUUGUUUUGUCUGUCUGUGUUAUAUGUUUAUAUUUUUUUUCCUCUUUUUUUUUUUUUUCCAAGUUUAUGUACUUAUCCUUGGAUUGUGAGAGAGUUUAUGUUUGCUA
This is a messenger RNA of Rhododendron vialii, 1974 nucleotides long. RefSeq names its product protein PHYTOCHROME KINASE SUBSTRATE 1-like. The record is from RefSeq and is a predicted model, not a curated record. The transcript is spliced from 2 exons. NCBI's taxonomy places the organism in Eukaryota, Viridiplantae, Streptophyta, Magnoliopsida, Ericales, Ericaceae. The coding region runs from base 484 to 1626 and encodes 380 amino acids. Gene Ontology annotation, biological process: phototropism.